This is a messenger RNA of Cherax quadricarinatus, 562 nucleotides long. Lineage: Eukaryota; Metazoa; Arthropoda; Malacostraca; Decapoda; Parastacidae. The record is from RefSeq and is a predicted model, not a curated record.
CAGCUUGAGACGUAAGGUGUCAGCAGUGAAGACAUGAGAGUGUUGGAGUUAGUGGCUGUAGUUGUUACCGCUAAUGUCUGCUGUCUUCUCGCCUUCCCUUUACUACCCAGAGUUUAUCAGUGAGAGCAGCGAGGAUGAACACUACGGUGCUGAGGAAAGUGUUGACUGGGAAUGGUGGACAAGCUCACUGCAAGACAUUGAUGACACGGAGCUCAAGUUUAUUGGCAACGAUAUAAGGGAUGCUAUUAUCCAGAUCUUAGACGACAUUAGACAGGACAUGGUGACGGGUUUCCCGGAGCUGGGUAUUCCAGUGCUUGACCCUCUCAGCAUACCCUUCUUGCCCUUCAACGUCACUUGGGACGCCAACAAUGUGUUGGGGAACUUGAGUGACUCUGAACUCGUGAACUUGGCAACAUUCCAGACAGCAAAGGUGUUGGUAAAUAUGCUGGGGAUGAGCGUGGAUAUCGGCCUGCUCCUGGACAACCUGUUACUGCAUGGAUAUUACUUCAUGGAUGGUCAUGCACUCGAUUUCGAUGUUUUUGGAGAUGGGAAUUACCAGUAA